Sitophilus oryzae (rice weevil) is the source of this 1272-nucleotide messenger RNA. RefSeq lists its product as uncharacterized. Lineage: Eukaryota; Metazoa; Arthropoda; Insecta; Coleoptera; Curculionidae. The transcript has a single exon. The record is from RefSeq and is a predicted model, not a curated record. Bases 1 to 1272 code for a protein of 423 amino acids.
AUGGUGGAGAUGUAUGGGUUUAGUGAUAGUAGCGAAAUAGCAUAUGGUGCUUGUAUCUAUUUAGCUUCAAUAAAAAACGGUGAAAAAGAAAUUAAACUUUUAACGGCAAAAUCACGUGUUGCUCCGCUUAAAAAACAAACACUACCACGACUUGAACUUUUAGCAGCUCAUUUGUUAGCAGAGUUAGUUUAUAAGAUAAAAAAUACUUUGGAUAUCGAAAUAUCUAGAACAAUAUAUUUUACGGAUUCGACAAUUGUUCUAGCAUGGCUAAAAACCGAACCAUGUAAUUUAAAAACCUUUGUUGCCAACAGGGUAGCAAAUAUUAUUGAAAUUUCAAACAUUCACGAUUGGAGACACGUAAAAAGUAAAGAUAAUGCGGCAGACAUCAUAUCGCGUGGUGUUAAUCCAAAGGAACUUUCUGAAAACAAUAUGUGGUUUUUCGGACCUCAAUUUUUAAGGUUGAAAAAUUUAGACAGUGAUAUACAAAGUAACUUUGAUUUAGAAAUUUUACCCGAAUUAAAAAAGAACACAUUAAGCUUAAACGUUACUGAGCAAACUAAAUUUGACAACAAUGAUAUAACGGUGUUUACAAUUUUCGAAAAAUAUACAUCUUUUUGGAAAUUAGUACGUGUUUUUGGAUACGUGCGUAGAUUAAAAAAUCGUUGUUUAUUGAAAGUCCCUAUAUCAUCAGAAAAUCUUAGCAUACAGGAACUUAACGAAACACAGGAAAUGUUAAUACGACUAGCACAGCGCGAAUGUUUUACGGAGGAAAUAUCAUUACUUGAAUCGAAAAAUAGUAGAAACGUACAUAAAAAUAGUAAAAUACUAAGCUUACACCCGUUCUUAGAUUCUAAAGGCAUAUUACGAGUCGGCGGUAGAUUAUCAAACGCAAAUGUCAGUUACGAUCAACAACACCCGAAAAUAUUACCCUACAAACAUAAGUUAACGGACUUAAUAAUUUUAGAUUCACAUAUUAGAAACUUCCAUGCUGGAAUUCAGACUUUACUAUCAAUUCUACGUUUAAAAUAUUGGCCUGUUAACGGAAAAAAUGCUUUAAAGCGGUUCUUUUCACGACGAGGUAAAUCAAGUCAAAUUUUUAGCGAUAACGGAUUGAACUUUGUUGGUGCAAAUAAUCAAUUUUUGGAACUUUAUAAGUUGAUUAAUAACAAACAACAUAAUUUAGAGGUGGACAAUUUUUUGGCUCGGGAUUCUAUAAAAUGGAAUUUCAUUCCAUUCACUUCAUAUGGUUGGUUUGUGGGAGAGCGCGGUUAA